This is a messenger RNA of Kluyveromyces marxianus DMKU3-1042, 2604 nucleotides long. It is a transcript of the gene FIG4, whose product is annotated as phosphatidylinositol-3,5-bisphosphate 5-phosphatase. Gene Ontology annotation, molecular function: phosphatidylinositol-3,5-bisphosphate 5-phosphatase activity. Gene Ontology annotation, cellular component: intracellular membrane-bounded organelle. Bases 1 to 2604 code for a protein of 867 amino acids. NCBI's taxonomy places the organism in Eukaryota, Fungi, Ascomycota, Saccharomycetes, Saccharomycetales, Saccharomycetaceae. The record is from RefSeq and is a predicted model, not a curated record. The transcript has a single exon. Gene Ontology annotation, biological process: phosphatidylinositol dephosphorylation.
AUGAACAUUCUUGAUUCAGGCCCUUUGGAGCCACUAUCCAAGCAGAAAACAUCAAAACAACGAAAAACCAUGAAGUUUACUUUAGGGAAGUACACCAUUUAUGAAACCAACAAAUCAAUGUACAUUGUUGCCAGUAACAAGAGAGAAACAAUGUUUAGAAUUCUUGAAAUUGAUUUGAGCAAUGAAGAUCAAUCACUCAAUAUCGCAGAGGAUAAUGUGUUUUUUAUGAGAAACGAAGUUAUGGAAGUUCUACGAAAGAUCGAAGAUGCAGAUAAUGAUGCUUUAACCAAAAAACUUACUGGGUACGGAUUACUGGGUGUGAUAAGAUUCACAGCAUGUUAUUAUUUGGUUGUUAUAACUAAAAUGAGCCAAGUGGCCGUUCUUGGCGGUCAUUCAAUAUAUCAUAUUGACGAUACAGAGUUGGUUCCCAUUACAAAAUCAACGAAAAAACCUGACGCCACAGAACUGCGAUUCAUUCAAUCCUUCCAAAACCUUAAUCUGUCAAAGACUUUCUACUUCAGUUAUACAUUCGAUAUCACAAAUACUUUACAAACCAACUUGCUGCGACAGAAAUUAAUGUCUGUUGGGAGAACUGAUUUGGAAGUACCACCAGGUAUCCCAGAUUACAAUGAGAUGUUCAUGUGGAAUUCUUACUUGUUAGAUCCAAUAUUCUCAUGUAUCGAUACAGUCUAUGAUUGGUUUCAACCGAUCAUUCAUGGGUUCAUUGAUCAAGUAAAUGUCUCGCUAUUUGGUAAGAGCAUUUAUAUUACAUUAAUUGGAAGAAGAUCCCAUUAUUUUGCAGGUGCAAGAUUCUUAAAAAGGGGUGUAAACAACAAAGGGUAUGUUGCAAAUGAAGUAGAAACUGAACAAAUUGUUGCAGAUAUGUCUUUAACUUCAUUCCACUCCCCGGGACGAGGUUUCUUUGAUAGCGAUAAGUAUACAUCAUUCGUGCAACACAGAGGGUCUAUCCCGUUGUUUUGGUCACAGGAAGUUUCUAAUCUAACAGCGAAACCACCAAUAAGCAUUAAUAUCAAAGAUCCAUUUUAUAGUGCAGCUGCAAAACAUUUUGAUAAACUAUUUCAGCGUUAUGGUGGUGGUCCUAUUCAAAUACUUAACCUUAUCAAAACAAAAGAGAAAAAUCCAAGAGAAACAAAACUAGGGGAAGAAUUUGAAAGAUGUAUCAAAUACUUGAAUAUAUUUUUACCCGAGGCUAAAAAAAUAGAGUACACUGCAUGGGAUAUGAGUAGGGCAUCAAAAUCUCAUGGACAAAUGGUUAUAGAAUUCCUAGAAAAAUAUGCUAAAGAAACAGUAGAAUCUACUGGUAUAUUUCAUAAUGGGAAAAAUUUCGAAUCUACCUCAAUUCAAGAAGGUGUUUGCAGGACAAACUGUAUUGAUUGCUUAGAUAGAACAAAUGCUGCUCAAUUUGUCAUAGGUAAAAGGGCUCUUGGUGAACAAUUACAUGCGUUAGGAAUAAUAGAAGAUACCUUUUUAGAAUAUGAUUCUGAUAUUGUGAAUAUUUUGACAGAGCUAUUCCAUGAUCACGGUGAUACGAUAGCUUUACAAUAUGGAGGAUCUCACUUAGUUAACACCAUGGAAACUUAUAGAAAAGUGAAUCAAUGGAGUUCUCAUUCUAGAGAUAUGAUCGAAAGCAUCAAAAGGUUCUAUAGUAAUUCUUUCGUUGAUGCUCAGCGACAAGAAGCAAUUAACCUCUUUUUGGGUCAUUAUAUAUGGGCCAAAGAUCAACCAAUGCUUUGGGACUUAUCAACUGAUUUCUACUUGCAUAAUCUGUAUGAAAUUGGGGCACCCAGAAGAAGCUAUACGCAUUGGUGGUUAAACUCUCAUAUUAAAGGUUUACACAAAACUAUCCAAGAAGAGAUAAUAGACAAGAACAAUGAUGUAACCUACGAUAAGAUAAUAAAAAAUGUCAGAGGGUACCCAAAUUCAUAUGAUAACUAUUGGAAUGAACAUUAUACACCUAGAAUGUUUGUUUCUUUUAGGGACCUUUUCACAUUCAAUAUGAACUCUACAAGAAGAUACCAUAAUGGAAAGGAUCCUAUAUCACCAUUUGAUUCUAGGAAACAGACCUCCAUCAACCAGAAGUUAAGGUUGUUAACUACCAAAAAGCAAAAAAGAUUCACCUCUGAUUCAAAGGAAUCUAAGAAAAUUGUUCUGUCAACUUCAAAGGAUGAAUUGGACCUAUAUUCAGUGCAACUUAAAUUGAGUAUGGAUCAAAAUAACAACCUUUUGGAUCAAUUGAAUAAUUUCCCUAUAAGGUUUCCAAUUUUCUCUAAUGAUCAACUUUUAUCUUACAACGAAUUUGCCAUAGUGGAAGAUAACUCUCCAAUUAUUGAACAAGCCGAAGGUGAGUUUCAUUUCUCUGAGAAUGAUGUGCCAACUGUGAGAGCUGACAUUGGAAAGGUAUUCGUGGAACCAUCUGAGGAAUCAUUCUAUGACAAAGUGUUACAAUUUGAUAAUUACCAACCUUUAGAUGAUUACAGUGAAUAUUCAGACUACCAGUCUUUGACUGUGUCAAAUUCUAGUAUUUCUGAGUACGAAGAAGCUAUUAAUAAAGCUCAUAGAUAUGAGAAUCCGACAUUCAUUUAA